Messenger RNA from Oncorhynchus keta (chum salmon), 2180 nucleotides. Its product is annotated as alpha-2-macroglobulin-like. Lineage: Eukaryota; Metazoa; Chordata; Actinopteri; Salmoniformes; Salmonidae. The record is from RefSeq and is a predicted model, not a curated record. The coding region runs from base 316 to 1227 and encodes 303 amino acids. The transcript is spliced from 9 exons.
CAUAAAACAUUAACCAAUAUCUUGUCUUUGCCCAGUACAAUGUUGUGGAACUUGAGGAUAUUCAUCAGAAUAGGAUUGGACAGUGGGUCAAUACAUCAUCUAGCGGCAACAUUCUGCAGCUUUCUCACCCCCUGAACUCUGAAGCACCCGUAGGAUCCUAUGCUAUUGUAGUGUGGAUUGGUGAUAAGAAAAUAUACCAUCACUUCAAGGUAGAAAAAUAUGUUUUGCCAAAGUUUGAGAUCAAAAUGAACCUCACCGAUGAGAUCAGCAUUGUUCAAGAGGAGUAUAAAGUAGAAGUGUGUGCAACAUACACGUAUGGACACCCUGUACCUGGAAAAGCAGAGGGAGAGUUGUUCCCGACAUUUACUGUACAAUAUAAUGAUACCAAUAAUAAUUGAUGAGAAAAAUCAACAAGGAGUUCCUGAUUAUACAGCCCCCUGUCACAAAGAGUCAAUAGAGAUGGACCAAACUGGCUGUGCUUCUCAUGUCUUCAAUAUGUCCAUUUUCACAAAGAAUGCUGGAGAGAAAAUGCUCAUAGACAGAUUUAGUUUUAAUGCAAAAGUAGAGGAGGAGGGGACAGGUAUUACACGGUCAGAGGAAAAACACAUAGCGCUCUCCUAUGUGAUUGGAAAACUCACGUUUGUCGACACGCCCAAAAUCUAUGAGCAUGGAUCAAUUAUCGAGGGCAAGAUAAACGUUGUUCACUUCAACAACACACCUAUCUCUGACAUGUUAGUCUACCUGUUAGAGAAGAAAGGCUGGUCCUCACAUCAUCUCCAGAACCUAACCACGGACAGUCAUGGUGUUGCCAGUUUCUCCUUCAACACAACCACUAUGCCCAAAGAGGAUAUUAACCUCAUAGUUAGCAACACACCAGAAGCAGAGAGCACUGGAUACAGGGUCCCCUAUUUCAACAGGGGGCACCACGUACUCUCACUGAUCCAGCCCACUGCCCCUCACAGUAAAACAUCCAGCUCUCUGGCUAUUCAGAAGACGGAGAAACCACUGGCAUGUGGGGAGGAAGUGUCAAUCACCAUCCAUCCAGUAUGCUAUUGUAGGGGAGACCGUCCCAAAGGGCUCCGUGGAUGUCAUCUACCUGGCCUUAUCCAGAGGGGUGAUACUUCAGCAUGGACACAUGAAGGUUACUGUACAGCAGGGAGUCCUGGUGAGGAUGAUUUAUUAAGUAAUUAUGGACCUGGGAGGUGCUUGAUGACAAUGACAGUGUGAAAUGCUCUUACGUUGCAGUAACUGAGGGUGAAGUCACCUUGAAGUUGGCAGUGGUUCCAGAGAUUGCAGCGGCAGCGUAGCCUAGUGGUUAGAGCGUUGGACUAGUAACCGGAAGGUUGUGAGUUCAAACCCCCGAGCUGACAAGGUACAAAUCUGUCGUUCUGCCCCUGAACAGGCAGUUAACCCACUGUUCCCAGGCCGUCAUUGAAAAAUAAGAAUAUGUUCUUAACUGACUUGCCUGGUUAAAUAAAGGUAAAAUUAAAAAAAUUAAAUUAAAUUGUGCCGUUGGUACAGGUCCUGGUGUACAGUAUGCUACCCAGCGAGACUGUCAUCGCCCACAGCAUGAACUUCCCCACUGAGAAAUGCUUCAGGCACAAGGUGCUAGUCAUAUACUCAGUGAUUGCACAUCAGAAACAUAUUGUGAUAAUUUUAUGGAAGCCAGAAAAAGUGUCAGGUAUUUCCAUGCACAUAGAUAUAAUGUCUCCCGAGUGGUGCAGUGGUCUAAGGCACUGCAUCGCAGUGUUAGCUGUGCCACUAGAUAUUCUGGGUUCGAGACCAGGCUCUGUCGCGACCGGGAGACCCAUGGGGCGGUGCACAAUUGGCCCAGCGUCUUCCGGGUUAGGGAGGGUUUGACCGGCAGGGAUGUCCUUGUCCCAACGCGUACUAGCGACUCCUGUGGCGGGCUGGGCGCAGUGCAUGCUGACACGGGUCGCCAGGUGUACAGUGUUUCCUCUGAUACAUUGGUGCGGCUGGCUUCCGGGUUAAGUAGGCAUUGGUUCAAGGAGCAGUAUGGCUUGGUUGGAUUGUGUUUCGGAGAAUGCACGGCUCUAGACCUUCACCUCUCUGAGUCCGUACCGGAGUUGCAGCCCCCCGUAUUGACUCGAUUCUGUAACUACCAAUUGGAUACCACGAAAUUGGAGAGAAAAAGGAUUUUACAUUUUUUACAUUUUUUA